Molecule: messenger RNA, 1761 nt
Organism: Chrysochloris asiatica (Cape golden mole)
Lineage: Eukaryota; Metazoa; Chordata; Mammalia; Afrosoricida; Chrysochloridae
Gene: CKAP4
Product: cytoskeleton-associated protein 4
Exons: 3
Coding region: 1-1761 (586 amino acids)
Cellular component (GO): rough endoplasmic reticulum
Source: RefSeq, a predicted model, not a curated record
AUGCCCUCGGCCAAACAAAGGAGCUCCAAGGGCGGCCACGGCGCCGCGAGCCCCUCGGAGAAGGGUGCCCACCCGUCGGGCGGCGCGGAUGACGUGGCGAAGAAGCCGCCGCCGCCGCCGCAGCAGCAGCCGCCGCCGGCGCCGCACCAGCAUCAGCAUCAGCACCAGCAGAACCAGGCGCACGGCAAAGGAAGCCACCGCGGCGGCGGCAAGUCCUCCUCCGCCGCGGCCGCCGCGGCCGCCGCCUCGUCCUCUUCGUCCUGCUCGCGCAGGCUCGGCAAGGCGCUCAACUUUCUCUUCUACCUCGCCUUGGUGGCGGCGGCCGCCUUCUCGGGUUGGAGUGUCCACCACGUCCUGGAGGAGGUCCAGCAGGUCCGCCUCGGCCACCAGGACUUCGCCCGGCAACGGGAGGAGCUGGGACAGGGCUUGCAGGCUGUCGAGCAGAAGGUACACUCUCUGCAGGCCACAUUCGGGGCCUUUGAGUCCAUCCUGAGAAGCUCUCAACAUAAGCAGGAUCUUAUGGAGAAAGUCGUGAAGCAAGGUGAGAGCGAGAUCAACCGGAUCAGUGAAGUCCUACAGAAACUUCAGAAUGAGAUUCUCAAAGACCUCUCAGACGGCAUCCACGUGGUAAAGGAUGCCCGCGAGCGGGACUUCACGUCCCUGGAGAACACGGUGGAGGAGAGGCUGACGGAGCUCACCAAGUCCAUCAAUGACAACAUCGCCAUCUUCACCGACGUCCAGAAGAGGAGCCAGAAGGAAAUUAACGAGGUGAAGGCCAAGGUUGCCUCCCUGGAGGAAUCCGAGGGCCACAAGCAGGACUUGCAAGCCCUGAGGGAGGUUGUGAAGGAAAUACAGACCUCCAUGAAGUCCAAGGACAAGGACAUCGAGGCCAUGAGACGCACCCUCCAGACCAUGGAGUCUGAAGUGUACACGGAGGUCAAAGAGCUGGUGAGCCUCAAACAGGAGCAGCAGAAGUUCAAGGAGGCGGCUGACACAGAGCAUGUCACCCUACAGACCCUCACAGAGAAGUUUCUCCAGUCCGAGGAGUCCCUUUCCCGCCUCCCAGGGGAGAUCAGGAGACUGGAAGAAGAGCUACGUCAACUGAAAGCCCACCCCAACAGGCCAGAAGGAGAAGACGAUGGAGUGGCCAGAAACUUGGAUGCCUUCGAGGAGCUCCAGAGAAGGAGCCAGGGAUUGGACUCGCGACUCCAAAAUGUGGAGGACGGUGUCCAGUCGGUGCAGGUGGCCUCUGCGCGGCAGACCGAGAGCCUGGGUUCCCUCCUUUCGAAGAACGAGGAGUAUGAGCAGCGCCUGGACGCUCUGCAGGAACGCGUGGAGGCGGACAAGGACGGGGUGGCCAGCACCGUCAGGAGCCUGGGGGAGGCCCAGAUCUCCCUGUACACCGACGUGGAGGAGCUGAAGAGAAGCCUGGUUGAGCUCCCCAGCACCGUGGAGGCGCUCCACAGGGUCCAGGGACAAGUGCACACGCUGCUCAGUCAGGACCAAACUCGGGCCGCCCCCGCGCCUCCUCAGGACUGCCUGGACAAACUUGCCUCUCUAGACAACCUCAAAUCCUCAGUAAGCCAAGUGGAAUCGGACUUGAAAAUGCUCAGGACUGCCGUGGACAGCUUGGUCGCCUACUCAGUCAAGAUAGAAACCAACGAAAACAACUUGGAGUCGGCCAAGGCUUUGCUAGACGACCUGAGAAAUGACCUGGACAGGUUGUUUGUGAAAGUCGAAAAGAUUCACGAGAAAGUCUAA